GGCAUGCUGGAACGGGGUAAGGUUGUAUGUAGAGAGUCCACAUGCACGUCUUUCUAUUCUCUUGAUGAACCUUGGCUCUGCAAGGAACAGGCGUGAUGUAAUGUAAUGAAGGCUGUAUGAAGGAGAAGCUUGAAGAUGAGCCGCUUCCGAUGACCCUUAAAUAGGGCUAUCCGUCUUCGCGACGAUCUUGUGGGGGGAUCUCUCUUACUCCUGCGGAUCUCCAACAUCUCCCUGCUGCAGUCAAGAUGGGUCGUGUUUCGUUUCUUGUUUCGUUGCUAUCUGCGACUACUUGCGCCCUCGGUGCAGAGUGGAUCGGCGAGGUGAAAGGGGAUUAUCAAUGCAAAUGUUAUUCAGACAAUGCGUGCUGGCCAAAGACGGCAGACUGGUCAGCUCUGAAUGCAACUGUUGAUGGCAAGCUUCAAGUUGCUAUUCCUCCUGGUGCCGUCUGCCACAAAGCACUUGAGAACAGCGCGCCGGGCAAUCAAACGAAUGCUGCGAUUGCCACAUACAAUCAGGCAGCUUGCUCGCAAGUCCAGGCGAACUGGGUGAAUGAACAAUAUCUAACAGAUCACCCAAUUGCAAAUCUGUGGCCAUUGUACACCAACAACACUUGCUUGCCAACUGACAACCCCGAUGCCCUUUGCACUCGUGGUUUCUACGGAGAAUACGUGAUUCUUGCGACGAAGAAGGAGCAUAUCAAGGCGGGUGUCGAUUUCGCCAGGGAGAAGAACUUGCGUCUUAUCAUACGCAACACUGGCCAUGAUUUCAUGGGUCGCAGCACGGGAUACGGAAGUCUCAUCAUCAAUACCCAUAGCUUCAAGGAGGCCACUUUUUCGAAGACAUAUAGCGGACCUGGGAAUUGGAGUGGUUCAGUUGCAACUGUUGGCGCGGGUGUUCAAGGCCGAGAGCUGUAUCGUCAAGCUUUCAAGCAGGAGCCCCCGGUGGUCAUUGUAGGAGGAGAAUGCCCUACUGUUGGAUGGGCUGGAGGUUACAUCCAGGGAGGUGGACAUGGGCCCCUCACUUCGAUUUACGGCAUGGGGGCAGACAACGUCCUCUCAUUUGAGGCCAUCACUGCUGCUGGUGAAUACGUCACUGCCAACGCUGAAAAGAAUCCGGAUCUUUUCUGGGCGCUGAAGGGUGGCGGUCCUUCUACGUUCGCGGUCGUUACAUCGAUCACCGUCAAGACAUUCCCUGAAGUUCCUGUAGCCGGCACUAUCCUCAAUAUUAACGCUACCCACACCAACGACACUAAGGUCUUCAAUGAAGGCUUCCAUAUCUUCCAUAACCUCUCGAACCAUUACACUGAUCAUGGAAUGUUCGUUUACUUCGAGCUCAGCACCGGCCGCUUGCACAUUGCACCCUUCGUCGGUCCUAGAAUGGACGAGGCAAAGGUCAAGUCGGUCCUGAAGCCGCUCUUUGAUGCGCUGGAUGCUGCUAAGAUCCCAUAUGACGCUUACACCAGAGCUUUCCCUACGUUCUUUGAGUUCUACAUUGACAUGUUCGAAGAUGAGCAGCCUAAUCAGAACUCUGUGGUUGGUGGACGUCUCUUCACACAAAAGGACAUUGCGGAGAGGAGUGAGCAGAUUUCCGAGGCAUUGCUCUUUGCCAACCAGCCUGUUCCGGACACUGCUGGGUUCUCUGUCGGUCAUAUUGUAAACCCAGGUUACGGUGUGCCCGUGGUUGAUAAUGCCAUUCAUCCGAAGUGGCGAAAUGCUAGCAGCUUCGUCAUUACCAAUCUUCUUAUGGUUGGAGAUGAGGGCUGGGCGACGAAGCAACUUCGAAACGAGCAGCAGACCAACAUUGUUGGCAAGGCCUUGAGGGAAGCUGGCCCGGACGGCGCUACAUACGUUAAUGAGGGCGACCUUUACGAGCCGAACUGGCAAGAGUCAUACUGGGGCUCCAACUACGCCAGGCUGCUUGAGCUUCGUAAGAAGUGGGAUCCUACUGGCGUCUUCUAUACACAAACGACUCCAGGAACGGAAAACUGGGAGGUCAUCGAUUUUGGUACCAAACUUUGCAAGAAGGUGACUUGAGUGGGUUAUGGUGGUUUGGACGAUGCAUGAAUAAACGGUCGAACUGUGUCAUAUAUAGCUUCAUAUAUAUAUACAAAUUAGGUCAAUACGAC
Messenger RNA from Aaosphaeria arxii CBS 175.79, 2125 nucleotides. RefSeq names its product FAD/FMN-containing isoamyl alcohol oxidase-like protein MreA. The coding region runs from base 246 to 2033 and encodes 595 amino acids. The transcript is spliced from 6 exons. Gene Ontology annotation, molecular function: oxidoreductase activity; FAD binding. The record is from RefSeq and is a predicted model, not a curated record. NCBI's taxonomy places the organism in Eukaryota, Fungi, Ascomycota, Dothideomycetes, Pleosporales.